AUGUCUGACGAACUGGAACUGACAAAAAACUUGGGUCAAAAGAUAGAUACCAUAUCGAACGAUUAUGGACACGAACGAACGCGUCGAGAGGAGCUGUCUGAAGAGGAAAAGAAUCUAGUUCGUAAACUUGAUCGGAGGAUAUUGCCCAUUGCGUGUCUCCUCUAUUUAUUUGCAUACUUGGACCGCUCAAACUUGGGCAAUGCCCGACUGCAGGGUUUACCCGAGGACGUUCUUGGUGGGGACAAGACCGGAGAGCUGUUUGAUUGGGUUAAUUCAGCCUUCUUCUUCACUUAUAUCCUCUUCCAAGUUCCAGCAACUGUAAUAUCCAAACUCUUUCCCCCUCGCCUAUGGAUAGCUUCAGCUGCCAUUGGCUGGGGCUUGUGCUCUACCCUUAUGUCAACGGGGUUUAGCUUUGGCGGACUGGUGGUCUGCCGUCUUAUGCUUGGCGCCUUUGAAGCCGCUUUUGGACCCUCUAUUCCGUUAUAUCUAUCUUAUUAUUACACCAAAACGGAAAUGGGACUUCGAAUGGCGUAUUGGUUUGGCUUUGCUGCUGUCGCAGGUGCCUUUGGAGGCCUUAUUGCAUUUGGAGUGCAGCAUAUCCACUCUUCGCUACAGAAUUGGAGAAUCUUGUUCAUCAUAGAGGGAAUACCACCAAUACUUCUGGGAAUCUUGACAAUUUUUCUGCUUCCUGACCGUCCAGAAUCUACUUCCUUUUUGAAUGAGCGGGAGCGUGCGAUUGCCAUUGAUAGGAUGAACAGAUCCACGAGCGGUGAUACGGGGGCAACCGUUAAUAAAGCUCACAUCUUUCUCGCACUCCGUGAUUGGCGAAUUUACACUGCAGGUGUUAUUUACUUUGGUUUGAACUGCGCCCUGGCUUCCACUUCAGCGUUCCUGCCGACUAUUAUCACGACAUUUGGAUACUCCAAUGCCCUCGCUCAGCUAUUGACAGUCCCGCCUUAUGCAGUGGCAGCCGUUCUCUUAACACUUCUCUCUCUCAUUUCGGAUAGACUACAAAGCCGAGGCAUCUUCAUGGCGAUCUCUAGCAGUCUUGGUGGACUGGGAUAUUUACUUCUCCUGACCGUACAUGCAAAUGUUCAUGUUCGAUACUUUGCCACGUUUUGCGUUGUCAGUGGAACAUACACAACGAUUGGGAUUAUUAUAGCUUGGUUUGCCCAUAAUCUUGGAUCAGAAACUAAGAAAGCGACUGGCAUUCCCAUGUUCAUGGCCAUAGGCCAAUGUGGAAGUAUUCUCGGAUCUCACCUAUUUCCGAAGACGGACGGACCUCGGUACAUCAAGGGCUUUGCAAUCUGUUGCGCCCUCGAAUUCUUGGCGGCUGUGUGCUCUAUCAUUCUGAGUAUCUCUUAUCGAAAUGCCAAUGCCCGAAGGGAUGCAAUGUAUGGUCGACCAAAAACUAAUGCUAAGGUUGAUACCAGUGAACUCGCAGACGAGGCGCCGGAGUUCCGCUAUGUACCGUGA
Laccaria bicolor S238N-H82 is the source of this 1476-nucleotide messenger RNA. RefSeq lists its product as uncharacterized. The record is from RefSeq and is a predicted model, not a curated record. Lineage: Eukaryota; Fungi; Basidiomycota; Agaricomycetes; Agaricales; Hydnangiaceae. Gene Ontology annotation, molecular function: transmembrane transporter activity. Gene Ontology annotation, biological process: transmembrane transport. The transcript is spliced from 16 exons. Bases 1 to 1476 code for a protein of 491 amino acids. Gene Ontology annotation, cellular component: membrane.